Molecule: messenger RNA, 5609 nt
Organism: Xyrichtys novacula (pearly razorfish)
Lineage: Eukaryota; Metazoa; Chordata; Actinopteri; Labriformes; Labridae
Source: the annotation of a GenBank genome assembly
UCAGCCGGUCCUCAGGUCAGAGUUUGACGGGGCGCCAUCACUAGUAAGUGAAAUAUUCCUCUUAUAACUUUAUCUAGGAGACGUCAGGAGCAGCUUGUGUUAUGUUUUGGUUGGAGGUGGAGCGUUGAGGUUUUCCUGCAGGUGUUUUUGUUUGGUUUGGUCCUUUAAAAACAGAGCUCCGACCCGCUGCACGUGUCCCGGCACCACUUUCUGUUCAUGUAAAACCAGUCCAGCGGUUUAAUCCUGGAACAGACAGAACAGCUUUCAAAUUUGUUUGUUCAAAAUAAAGAUGGCCGCCCUCACCAUCGUUGUUGUUGUUCUCCUCACCAUGGGACACUGAAACAGAGGUUUUCUGGUUUGUUUCCGCGACAACAAUCAAACAGAGUGAUUAAACUCUGACUGAGUGAGUGGAAACUCCGCCAUGAACAAACACCGUCUGAUAACCUCUAAAGUCUGACACCGUCUCUGUAUUCAGCUGCUGAGAGUAUCAGUGUAAGUCAACAGUGUUCAACUACAUUAUUACACACCUGUGACUGACGGCCUGACGGCCUGACGCCUUUAACAGAAACAUAAUCAGUCCAGUCAGGAUUAAAAUGAAGGUCUUCGUUUUGUUUCCCACUCUGGAGCUUUAAAAGAAAAACAAACCUUCGCAAAAACAGGAAAACUGGAACCACAGGGAGCGAAUACUCGACCCGGAGUAGACUGGUUUACAAAAAACUGAGAGUUACUAACUCCUGACUCACAUUUUUAAUCAAAUAUUUGCUUGUAUUUUGUAUUUAAAACAGUUUUUAAGUUCUUAUUAACGACAUAACGCCAUUCUUUAAAGAAAAGACAGACAGCCAUUUUGAGAGAAUCGGUGAUUCCUCCGAGUAUCCCCAGUUUGGUUGGUUUCUCUGCCAUCCUCAGGAGUCGUCUUCAGUCCUGUUCGCUGACAUCCAUCAUCCGGUUUUAGCUCAAAUGAAAACUUCUCCUCUCCUCCCUCCUCCAGAGCCCCGCCCUCCAUCCUCAUCAUCAUGCCCAUCAUCCGUCGAUCACGGGGCUCCUCUCCUCCGCCAUCCCUGUCUCCUCCCGCCACCGUCAUCUCCACCACCUCCUCUCACACCAACACCACCGUCCACCCAGCUGUUGGCGUCCUCAACGGCCUGCUGAAGGACAUCCCCUGUAAGUCUGCUACCACCUUCCUCCUCCAUGUGGUCCAGUAAUAUGCUGCGUUCUAGUUACCUUGGUUAGUUGGAUGUCGGAGCUGGGAAUGAUGUUACACUCAAGCUGACGGCGUUUUAGUAAACAAGUCAGAAAACCGAGAUGGACGCCUACUGUCAGCUGUUGUUAGCUGUUAUUAGUUGUUGUUAGCUAUACCAGCUGUAAACGACGAAUAACACAGUAUUUUACUCUUACAAACACCACAGCAGCGUGUUCACAGUUAGACGUUGGGCAGGACAACAUAAACCACUUAUUUAAUUUAACAAAAACGAAACAGAAGUGCUAAUAAAUAAAACAUUAUGAGAGCUUUCACUGUUACUUUUUACUGUUGAUGCACUGUGCUGCCAUCUUGGAUUAUGACGGUUGGCGAAGAUCGUCAGACUUUCCGAGUCAGAAAUCCAACUUCAGAAAUUCCGACUUCCGAGAACAACUUGAACACAGUAAUAGACCUGGUUAAAACGAUGCCUCUCAGUCUGCAUGGUCACCUUUGGUUACAUACUAACAGAUCAUCCUUCAGUAAGAAUCGUGCAGAUGUUCUGUCUGUGUUCCCUCGCAGUACCUCCAUGGGCGAUUUUCAUCAUCUUCUCACUCGGGCUCAUCGUGAUCGUGCUCUGCUGUCUGUGGGUCUGCAAAAAGUGCUGCUGCACCAGGAAGAAGAAGAAACAGCCGAAGAAGAAGGACCAAGAGAGGAUCAACCUGGACGGCGUGAACGGGAAGACGACCACGGCUCUGGUGAGUGGCGGCGGCCUCUGGUGAGAGAUCGUGAGCAGUGGUGGUUGAUCGACGUAGACGUAAAAUAAAGAGAGCUGCAAAACUGAAAACUGUAGACGUUGUUUCAUGUUUCACAGCUGUUAGAGUUCAGUCGGUGAAGAAAACAAAGUUAUUCCUGUGAACGUUUGAAAGUAAAUGAAAAAGUCAGUGUUGUUUUUCUUGUUUCUGCUGCCCCCCAGUGGCCAAAAAGUCUCAUAUCUCUCAAAAGGUCCUACAUGAAGGGUGAUAUUCAUAUUGUUAUGAGAAGGUGGAAACUGCUGUGAGUUAAUUGAGCUGUUGCUGGUUUUUCCAUCAUAUAUUUUCGUAUAUUUUAUCGUAUUUAGGUUCAGCCCGAUGUGAAUGAUGUGGACUACGGCUCGUCCAGAAAGUACAGAGGAAAGCUGCUCUACUCUCUGGACUACGACUCCGCUCAGUCUGAGGUGAUUUAACUUCAGAUUUAACGUGUAAACCUGUGAUAUCGCAGCAUGAACAACUCCGAACUACAGGGGACUGUUUUAUUUGUUCUCUCCAGGUCGUUGUGGGGAUAAAACAAGCCAACAGCCUGAAGGCCAUGGACCUCGGGGGAAGCUCGGACCCGUACGUCAAAGUCUACAUCAGCCCUGACAAAACCAAAACCUGCGAGACAAAAGUCUUCAGGAACACACUGAACCCCGUCUUCAACGAAAAGUUCAGCUUCCAGGUAGGAAGUUUACGAGAAUUCAUGAGAUGUUUUAAUAAAAGCAUUAAAGAGCAAAAUCUUGAGUCCUGAGGUGAGUGAUGUCUCCUUAGAUGACGAAGACCGCCCUCCUCAAGUCCACGGUGGUGAUGCAGGUGUUCGACUUCAACAGAUUCUCCAAACACAGCAUCAUCGGCGAGCUCCGGGUACAGCUCUGCAACGUCGACUGGAACCACGUCAUCGAGGAGUGGCAGGACCUGGAAGAGGCCUCCAAGUUUGAGGUUUUCUACGUCCUCCAUUGUUUUUUUUAACUCUUGGUGUCCUUGAGAUCAUCGUGGUGUUUUCUAGAGGAAAAAUCUAAAUGAUCUUUCUAUGGCAACUGUCGAUUGAUAAUGGGCUACAAAAUAUUUAAGAACAUCAUCCAACUCGUUUUUCGUGACAUUUUUCCAGAGUCUUAACUUUUUUGAUGAAUUGAUGAGUAUUUUAAAAUAUUCGGUGUAUAUCUGAAGCUCUUCGAUGACUCUCUCUGCAGGAUGGGAGCCUCGGUGAGGUCUGCUUCUCCCUGCGUUACGUCCCCACCUCUGGCAAACUGACUGUGGUGAUCCUGGAGGCCAAAAACCUGAAAAGCAUGGACAUCGGAGGGAGCUCAGGUUUGACGAAACCUUCAAGAGUACAAACUUUGACCUGCUGGGGGCGCUAGAGCUUAAGUCAGAGGAUGACCAAAAUUGCUAAGAUUCAUCCUCUGGAGUAUAUGAAUGGUUGUACCAAAUUUUGCCUUAGAUCUCGCUAUGGUUGUUGAAAUAUUUGAGUCUGGAUCAAAAUGGUGGAAUCAGGUUUCAUCUUUUUUCACAGAUGUCUUAAAUACAUGUCUCUCACUGUUUGUAGAUCCUUACGUAAAGGUUCAGCUGACUCUGGACAAGAGGAAGUGGAAGAAAAAGAAGACGACCAUUAAGAAGAAAACGCUGAGUCCGUAUUAUAACGAGUCCUUCACCUUCGAUGUGACGUUUGAACAAAUUCAGGCGAGUUUCAAGAGAUCAGUUUGACUGCUUUUACAUUCAUUAUCCACAUGUGUUUGUGUUUCUGGUGCAGAACAGAGGCUUCAAAAUGUCCAAAGAGUGCCGUGAAAUCUAGCUUAAUAUAAAUUAAAAAUAUUUUAAGUCAACACAUUCACUUGAAAACCAUUUUCACUGCUGUUACACUCUGUUUGAAGCUCAAAAUCUCUUCUAAUGUUCCCAUAAAACAUACAUAAAAAGUCUAGACCUGACAAAACCUGACUUUUUACUUCUUACAAAUCUACGUUAGGAUGUUAUACGCCUCAAAAAACCCAGCAAACACAAAUAUUUUCUUGGCUCCUGGUCCAAACAGACAUCUGUGCUCCUUUCAUGGAGCUUCUUACCUUGAACCAGACCUGAGACUUUGUUCUUGUCCUCAGAGGGUGAACCUGGUGAUCUCCGUGUGGGACCACGACGCUGUGACCAGGAAUGACGCCAUGGGGAAGAUCUUCCUGGGCUGCGACGCCACGGGGAACCAGCUGAGGCACUGGGCCGACAUGUUGUCCAACCCGCGGCGGCCGGUUGCUCAGUGGCACAACCUGCUGUCGGCCCAGCAGGUGAACUCCACCCUGACCCUGAAGAAGAAGAUCCCCCUCUCAAACAAACUGCCCUUCUGAGGGGAAACCCACUGAGGGGGUCCGGCCCAACACGAACUCUUCAGAUCCGUCAGUGUGAGCACAUUCAGACAGAUGUUAUACAUGAUUUACAUACACAUAACGUUGAAUAACGUUCCUCUGAUUAAACCAGAUUAUUUUGUAUUUUAAUCUUUAAGAUUAUAAAAAUAUUUUAGCACCACUUUUUGUUUUUGAACUUGAGCACUUUCUGUUUCCUGAUUAUUUUGUACUAACUCUUGAGGUGUGUUUAGACUAAAAGCACAUUACCCACCUUAGUUAAGCAGAGGAUCGUUGAGGUGAGUUUGGAGUUUGGAAGCUAAUUUCAUAUAUUUAAAUAUAUAUUUGCAUAUUUGUUUCAAUAUGUCUCAAAAGCUGAAAUUCUGGGGAGAAAGUUCAUAUUUGAAUGUUACAUGAGGGACAAACAGGAAUCACCAGUGACUGUAGAGACCUCACAACCAGAGUGAUCAGGUUUACCUUUAAUUCUGGCUUUUAACUGGUUUCUCCUCCCAAAGAUAAAGGCUUUUUAAAGGUUUUAUCAGAACUGUUUGUGAUUCGCUGUUAGAGGAUUAAAGACCAAAAAAAGCUGGAUUUGCAUCUCAGCUGUUAGCGAAACCUCAAGCUGUUCAUCCAUAAAGACCUUCAGUUAUUCUCAAAUGGUUUCUGUAACGGCGAAAGUUUCCUGUUGUUGUGUAAAAAGUAACACCCACAAGCUUCUGUCUCUCAGAGUGAAGAAAACCUGCAGGUAGAGGCUGAAAUGAUGUUUUUCCCUGGUUACAGUCUGAGAUUCAGGAGGUUUUAAUUUACUCUGUCAGUGUCUCAGGCUGAUAGGAUGACAGAAGGUUUAUUUAUGCUGGAACUCCAGUAGUCGCUCAGAUAUGGAUUCAAUCUUCUUACUUCAUUUCAUCUUUUCUGGAUGAAAUGUUUCAGCUCCAUCAGGACUCGUGGGGGCAGCGUUGAGCAGUGUCGCCAACAGAAUGCAAGGAAGAAGAAAACUCUGGAAAAAUGGCUGAACUCUUUGAGGAAAGGUGGUGCCUGUCGGUUGGGAACAUAAAUUUGAUUUUAUGGUUUCACCACCUUUUCCUUGUCGCUUCAUCUUGUGCCCCCUGAAAAUUAGGAUUGGGGGGUAAAAACGUGAACAUAAAGAACCUCUUCUUGUUUUUUUGCAUCAUUAUGUAGCCUGUUAAAAGUUUGCACCUCCUCAAACUGCCACAGACUUCCUCUAUAAUGUCAUCACGACAUUUGGAGUCACAUUUGAUCCGAACAAACCUUCCCUUCACCUCUUUACCUUAAAAUUAUUCUGCCUGUAACAUAAAACGC